Messenger RNA from Penicillium malachiteum, 552 nucleotides. RefSeq names its product cytochrome c oxidase subunit VIa. The record is from RefSeq and is a predicted model, not a curated record. Lineage: Eukaryota; Fungi; Ascomycota; Eurotiomycetes; Eurotiales; Aspergillaceae. Gene Ontology annotation, biological process: mitochondrial electron transport, cytochrome c to oxygen. The coding region runs from base 1 to 552 and encodes 183 amino acids. The transcript has 5 exons. Gene Ontology annotation, molecular function: enzyme regulator activity. Gene Ontology annotation, cellular component: mitochondrial inner membrane.
AUGUAUCACGUGACCGAGUAUCAAGUGACAUCAGAUUAUAUAAUCGCACGGGGGAUCACGGGAUCUUCAACCACUGAAACAGCAUGGAUUUCAACAUACGACUCUCCUCCUCAAGUCCUUCAUCUUACAACCUUGGAAGACACCGUCGCCAUGCUCUCUCGUAACGUCGCCCGCCUGUCUCAGCGUUUUUCGCCAAUUCGCUCGGCCGCUCAACGUCGCUUCAACAGUGCCGAGGCCAAGCCAUCUUGGAUUGUCGACAACGAAUUCAACCGUGAGCGUGCUGCUGUCAAGCACCACGCUGCCUCUACCAGCGACCUUUGGCGCAAGCUUUCGAUCUUCGCUGUUAUUCCCUGCCUGAUUGGUGGUGGUGUUAAUGCCUACAACCUCUGGUCUGAGCACUGGGAGCACUGGGAGCACAUGCCCCCUCUUGAGGAGCGAACCGAGUAUCCCUACCAGAAUAUUCGCCAGAAGAAUUUCCCCUGGGGUGACGGUGAUAAGACCAUUUUCUGGAAUUCCGAUGUCAACUACCACAACAAGGACAAGGCUACUUGA